Molecule: messenger RNA, 5373 nt
Organism: Prunus persica (peach)
Lineage: Eukaryota; Viridiplantae; Streptophyta; Magnoliopsida; Rosales; Rosaceae
Biological process (GO): DNA integration
Molecular function (GO): nucleic acid binding
Source: RefSeq, a predicted model, not a curated record
AUGGCCACUAUAAACACAAUUAUCAAUAUGAAAGAUGACACCCUCUCCAUGACUAUGUUAGGUGAAACCACUGAAUUUAAUGUGUUUGAUCCUCCAUCUCAACCUUCUAUCUCUGUUGAAACUUAUUUUGCAAUUGAUGUUGUGAAUGAUGCUAUAAAAGUUGUCAUUUCACAAGAAGAGGAAGAUCAUGUUGAACUGGAGUUCCAAGAAGUGGUAGCUGCCCUAGAAGUGUUCCAGCCAUACCCACCAUUUUGUAGGCCACCACUCGAGACUCUUGGCCCAUUCUCUACGAAAUUGGAACCAUCCAAUGUCACCCCAAUGUUGUAUAUGUCAGAUACACUUGCUGAGAUAGGCCAAAGACUUGAACGGUUAAAGAGCAACACUUUUGAGAAUUCUAUAUCAGCUAGUGCCCAUACUAGCAGUGUAGAAGAGGACAAUAGUUCUUCUACCCCAACGAGUGUAGAUUCUUUCGAUAACUCUAAUUCUGACAAAGAAGAAGAGAUGGCUGUCAAUAACGAUGACAACCGAGCUUUGGAAGAUUAUGCUCAACCGGUUAUACCAAAUUCCCCUUUGUGCAUCUUGCUGCCUACUGAAGCUAGAAAUUAUGAUCUCAAAUCUUCACAUUUUCACAUGCUUCCUUCUUUUUAUGGUUUACCUAACGAAGAUCCAUUAGCCCAUAUUAAGGAAUUCUACAAUGUUGUGAGUGGUUUACCUUUGCAGGGAGUGACUGAAGCAAAUCUGAGGAUGAGGGUUUUUCCUUAUACAUUGAAAGAUAGAGCAAAGGGUUGGCUAAUGACUUUAGCACCUGGUUCGCUCACCACUUGGGAUGCCGUAGCUAAGAAAUUUUUGGAGAAGUUCUUCUCUACUCAAAAGACAGCUACUUUGAGAGGGCAAAUCUUUAACUUUAAACAAGAUGAUGGAGAACCUUUCAAUGAAUGUUGGGAGCGUUUCAAAGGGCUGUUGCUGCAAUGUCCACAUCAUGGGUUACCUCUUUACUUACAAAUGCAAAUUUUUUGUGAUGGACUAACCCAAACAUGUCAAUCGACUGUUGAUAAUGCAGCAGGUGGAGCUUUGAAGAAAAAAAAUGCUCAAGAGUCAUAUAACAUUUAUGAGAUGUUGGGAUCUAAUGCUCAACACAAAGAUACAAGAGGUAAACGAGUUGGAGUGUAUGAAAUGAGUUCUAAUAAUGAUCUUGCCUUGCAGGUGGCUAGUUUGGAAAAGAAGCUCGAUUCUAUGAUCAAUAUGGUGCCUAAGAUAGCUGAGGUGUGUGCCAUUUGCAACAUACCAGGUCAUCCAACUUAUCAAUGCUCGGCUAGUGAGGCUUAUCCCGAAUUUGUUCAAGAGCAAGUGAAUCUCAUGAAUUCUUACAAUCAGAGGCCGAGGAAUGACCCGUUCUCUAAUACAUAUAACCCUGGUUGGAGAGAUCAUCCCAAUCUCUCAUGGAAGAAUAACAAUAAAUUUCAAAAUUUCCAACCAAAGCCUGCCACUACGCUUGAAGAUACUGUCAAAAUGCUAGCUCAAAACACCGUCCAAUUCCAGCAAACUACCAAUAGUACUCUCCAACAACAUUCAGCUGCUCUAACCAAAAUGGAGACACAAUUAGGUCAGAUUGCUGAUGCUUUGAGUCAAAGAGAACCCGGAAAAUUUCCAAGCCAACCGGUGAUACUUCAAAGGAACCAAGAGCAAGCCAAAGCGGUCAUAACACUUAGAAGUGGUAAGGUUAUUAAUAAUGGAGUUGGCAAUGAAGUUACUAAUGAAUCUGAUCAUGUGAAUGCAGGUCCUACUCAAGAAGAGAAUGAGAAACCGAAUGACGAUCCAAGCAAUGCCACUUCUUCGUUUGAAGCUCCAAAUUUUCACAAGGCUGAAAAACCUUACUCUCCACCCAUCCCAUUUCCGGGAAGACUUGCCAAAAGCAAGCAGGAUAAGUCAUUUAAAGAAAUUUUUGAUAUAUUAAGUAAAGUGAAUGUUAAUUUACCUUUGCUUGAUGUCAUUAGGAAUAUGCCAGCGUAUGGGAAAUUUUUCAAGGAGCUAAACACUUAUAAGAGGAAGUAUGGACCUAAUGAAAAGGUGAUGGUGUCUGAAAAUGUGAGUGCUGUGCUUCAAAGAAAGCUCCCACCAAAACUCAAGGAUCCGGGCAGUUUUUCUAUCAAUAUCACCAUUGGAGACAAGCUAGUUGAAAAGGCUAUGCUUGACUUGGGAGCUAGCAUCAAUUUAAUGCCUUAUUCAGUGUAUCUUCAAUUGGGUUUGGGGGGUUUGAAGGCAACAACUAUUUCAUUGCAACUUGCUGAUCGAUCAGUGAAAUAUCCAAGAGGUAUAGUGGAAGAUAUCUUAGUUCAAGUUGACAAACUAAUUUUGCCUGCUGAUUUUGUAGUGUUGGACAUGGAAGAGGCUCCUCGACAUGAUCGUGAGUUGCCUAUUUUGCUUGGGAGACCCUUUAUGGCCACGGCAAAGACGAUCAUAGAUGUGCAAAAUGGUCUCCUCACCAUGACUGUGCUAGGAGAAACUGUACAAUUCAAAGUGUUUGAAUCUCUUUCUCACCCUUCUAGUUCAUUUGAUUGUUGUUCGAUUGAUGUGCUUGAUUCACUUGUUUUCUCUAAGUUUUUGCUGGCACAAUCCAAUGAUCCAUUACAAUAUGUUUUGAGUCAAUCUCAAAAUGACUUUGAUGAAGAAGUGCUCAUGGAGAUGGUGGCUGCCUUGGAAGCAUUAAAACAGUAUCCCUCUACUUUUUCACCUCUUAUAGAGCCAUUAGAACCAUCUGCCACACAUCUGAUCCCUUCUAUUGUUAAACCUCCAAAACUUGACCUUAAACCACUUCCAUCACAUCUAAAAUAUGCUUACCUAGCUGAGUUUGAAACUCUCCCAGUUAUAAUAGCAUCUGAUCUCACCCCUUUGGAAGAAGAUAAGCUAAUUAGGGUGCUAAAAGAGUUCAAAUCAGCCAUUGGUUGGUCUAUUGCAGAUAUCAAGGGAAUAAGCCCUGCCAUGUGUAUGCAUCGAAUUUUAUUGGAGGAGGGAGCGAAACCAACUCGUGAACCACAAAGAAGGCUCAAUCCACACAUGAAGGAUGUAGUGAGAGAUGAAGUGCUGAAGUUGCUAGAUGUGGGUAUCAUAUACCCGAUUUCUGAUAGCAAAUGGGUCAGCGCUGUUCACGUAGUGCCUAAGAGGAUUGGAAUCACAGUGGUAAAAAAUGAGCAUAAAGAGCUUGUUCAAACGAGACCUGCAGCUAGUUGGCGUGUUUGCACCGAUUACAGGAAGUUGAAUUCAGACACUAGAAAAGAUUAUUUUCCUAUGCCUUUUAUUGAUCAAAUGCUUGAGCGAUUAGCUGGUCACUCAUAUUAUUGUUUUCUUGAUGGAUAUUCAGGUUAUAAUCAAAUUGUGAUUGCUCCGGAAGAUCAAGAGAAGACUACAUUCACCUGUCCUUUUGGCACUUUUGCAUAUAGGAGGAUGCCUUUUGGCCUUUGCAAUGCCCCAGCAACAUUCCAAAGAUGUAUGCUGGCAAUCUUUUCAGAUAUGAUUGAGAGAUUUAUUGAGGUAUUCAUGGACGAUUUUUCAGUUUUUGGUUCUUCUUUUGAUAAUUGUCUUAACCAUCUCUCUCUAGGUAUUGAAGUUGACAAAGCAAAAAUUGACAUCAUCUCAAAUAUGGCAGCCCCUGCUUCAGUGAAGGGAGUGAGAAGCUUUCUAGGACAUGCUGGUUUUUAUCGUCGUUUCAUUAAGGAUUUUUCCAAGAUCACUCAUCCAUUGUGCAAUCUUUUGGCCAAAGAUGUUGUAUUUCACUUUGAUAAAGAUUGUAUGAAUGCAUUUAAUACCUUGAAACGUGAACUAACCUCUGCUCCUAUCAUUAUGGCACCAGAUUGGUCUUUGCCUUUUGAGCUAAUGUGUGAUGCCUCUGACUAUGCUAUUGGUGCUGUUUUAGGUCAAAGAGUAAAUAAGCUGCCACACGUAAUCUACUAUGCAAGUCGGACGUUAAACGAUGCUCAACUCAAUUACUCUACAACUGAGAAGGAGUUGCUUGCUGUUGUGUUUGGUUUAGAGAAAUUUCGUUCAUAUCUUGUUGGCUCUAAAGUUAUUGUUUACUCUGAUCAUGCAGCUCUUAGGUUUUUGUUGACCAAGAAAGAUGCUAAACCACGUUUGAUCAGAUGGAUACUCUUGUUUCAAGAGUUUGACCUAGAAAUUCGAGACAAGAAAGGGAGUGAAAAUGUUUUUGCUGAUCACUUGUCACGUCUUGUUGAUGAAAACCAUGGAGAUGGACAAAUUUUGCCUCUCAACGAAUCAUUCCCGGAUGAACAACUCGUUGUCAUUCAAGAUAAAGAGCCAUGGUAUGCUGAUUUUGUCAAUUAUCUUGCUUCUGGUGUAAUUAGAGAUGAUUUGACUUUUCAGGAGAGAGAGAAGUUCUUUUCAAUGGUGAAACACUACAUGUGGGAUGAGCCCUAUUUGUUCAAGUAUUGCCCUGACCAAAUCAUUCGAAGAUGUGCUCCAGAGAAUGCUUUUGAUUUUUGCUUUAAGUGUGAUAGGUGUCAGAAAAUGGGGAGCAUCAGUCGCAGGAACGAAAUGCCAUUAAACAACAUUUUAGUGGUAGAGCUGUUUGAUGCGUGGGGAAUUGACUUCAUGGGACCAUUCCCAUCUUCUUUUGGAUACAUAUACAUACUAGUGGCAGUAGAUUAUGUAUCAAAAUGGGUUGAUCACAAAGUUGUUUUGAAUUUUCUCAAAGAUAUGAUUUUCACUAGGUUUGGAACUCCGAGAGCUAUCAUUAGCGAUGGUGGCAGUCACUUCUGCAACAAACCUUUCGAGGCAUUGAUGAAGAAGUACAACAUCACACAUAAAGUGGCAACUCCAUACCAUCCUCAAACCUCUGGACAAGUAGAAAUCAGCAAUAGAGAAAUAAAGAACAUCUUGAUGAAAACCGUCGGCCCUACAAGAACAGCGUACAAGACCCCAAUUGGAAUGAGCCCUUAUCGACUGGUGUUUGGAAAGGCAUGUCAUCUGCCAAUGGAGCUCGAGCACCGUGCAUAUUGGGCCAUAAAGAAGUUCAAUUUUGAUCUCAAAGAAGCUGGUACAGUGAGGAAGUUCCAACUCAAUGAGUUGGAAGAGCUCAGAAAUGAAUCAUAUGAGAAUGCAAGGAUCUACAAAGAACGAACCAAGCUCUACCAUGACAAAGCAAUUCUUAGGAAGGAGUUUCAACCAGGUAAAUUGAAGUCUAGAUGGGUUGUACCAUUCAAAGUGCUUCAGGUAUUUCCCCAUGGAGCUAUGGAGAUAGAAAACAUCAAGAAUGGCACCCGUUUUAAGGUCAAUGGACAGCGUUUGAAGCCUUAUUUGGAGAAUGUUUCACAGGAGCAGGUUUAUGUCGUUAUAGAUUCUCUCGAGUUUAUGGCAACUUAG